AUGGGCGUCCCGAACUCAAGAGCCUCCCUGCUCAGUCUGGUCUCACUCAAGCGGCAACCCAACCAGGAAUCGAUUCGAACGAUCAAGUUCAAACUCAUUAGACCGGCCUCAACAACAACCACCAGCUCAUCAUCAACCACCUCGACAAACCCCCAACUCCUUCAUCAUCAUCAUCAACACCACCAGAAAAAGAAGAUUCCUAUCAACCAUCGGUCGCUCACCAGUCUUCCACCCAAUCACCAUCAACUCUCCUUCUUUGACCCCUCAGCCAGCCUCAACUCAUCCGACUAUCCUUCUGGUCAUCAGAUCUUCCAACCUAUCGAUCCAUCCGCCUGCCACCCUUCCACUGUCCCAGCCUCAUCAUCCUCUUCUGCCCCUCCCCACUCUCGCUCCCCCUCAUCACCCUCAAAUCAAUCAGGAACAAGAUCUACUCACACAAACUCUUCCGGUCAGACUUCAUCAACCCUCCUUAACCAUUCAUCCGAACCGGAUCCCACCCACGAUUAUCAUCACCUCAGUAGUAGAUCAACAACCUCCCAUCUGUCUCCUCACAACCAAUUCAGUCCACUCAAUCUCUACGGCCACUCUCAAUCCAACAAGAACCAUCAACUGCUAGAACCAUCGAAGUCAUCAUUCCUACAGAAAAAGAACGUCUUCGUCUUCAGGAAUGGCGCUAGUGGAAUUCCCAAGAACCGUUUCCAUGGUGGCGCUGGAGGUGGUGGCAACUCCAAUAACAGCAACAGUAGUACCCCCAACACUACUAGCAUCAAUCCUGAAGCUGAGAAGCUAAACCCGAUGAGCAGUGUUCAAGUUGGAGAGGAUUCUUACUUUCUGAGAAGUGACAGCCUGGGCGUCGCCGAUGGUGUUGGUGGUUGGAGUGGAAAACCGGGUGCGAAUCCGGGGUUGUUUUCGAGCAAGCUCAUGCAUCAUUGUUCGACAGAAAUAUCUCGAUAUGAAGACAUAGAUGAUGUUCGCUUUCUCUCCUACAAUGCAAUCGACCCUGUUGAAAUCCUGCAACACGCCUUCGAACGCUCCAUCCACGAAUCAAAACUAGAAGGUUUAUUAGGCUCCACGACUGCUUUGAUUGCUAUCCUUCGCGAUGACGAACUGAGAAUUGCCAAUCUUGGAGAUUGUUGUUGCUCUGUUAUUCGCGGAAACGAUUUCAUCUUCAGAAGCGAAGAACAGCAACAUUCUUUCAACUAUCCCGUUCAGAUCGGUACCAACUCCAAAUCCACGCCCACCAGGGAUGCUCAGCGGUACAACAUCAAAGUGCAAAAAGACGAUAUUGUCAUCUUGGGAUCGGAUGGAUUGGCGGAUAAUCUGUUCGAUGAAGACAUUUUAGAAGAAGUGCUGAAGUUCACAACGAUCUCAAACGAAGACCAUGCCAAUCCCGGUGGUGCCGGAGCAGCACUUCCGCGGCCGUUUACCCCACAAAUGAUCUCCGACUCGUUAUGUCUAAAAGCUAGAACGGUAGUUGAAGAUCAGCAAGCGGUUACCUCUCCAUUUUCACAACGAGCAAACGAGGAAGGGAUUCAUUACGUUGGUGGCAAGAAUGACGAUAUCUCCGUCCUAGUAGCUAUCGUUGGCGAUCAAAAUGAUACUUAG
This is a messenger RNA of Puccinia triticina, 1605 nucleotides long. RefSeq lists its product as uncharacterized. Bases 1 to 1605 code for a protein of 534 amino acids. The record is from RefSeq and is a predicted model, not a curated record. NCBI's taxonomy places the organism in Eukaryota, Fungi, Basidiomycota, Pucciniomycetes, Pucciniales, Pucciniaceae. The transcript has 4 exons.